Molecule: messenger RNA, 3191 nt
Organism: Panthera uncia (snow leopard)
Lineage: Eukaryota; Metazoa; Chordata; Mammalia; Carnivora; Felidae
Gene: CSF1
Product: colony stimulating factor 1
Exons: 9
Coding region: 401-2110 (569 amino acids)
Biological process (GO): positive regulation of macrophage differentiation; osteoclast differentiation
Cellular component (GO): membrane
Molecular function (GO): cytokine activity; growth factor activity
Source: RefSeq, a predicted model, not a curated record
AGGGCGACUGGGAGGACCACGGGGAAGACCAGCCCGAGGGGCGGGGGAGGGGAGGCGGUUCAGUGGGGCUCUGGAGUGUGUGUCUGUGUCAGUGCGCGCGCGCGCGUGCGCGCGCGCGUGCGUGUGUGUGUGUGUGUGUGUGUGUCUGGCGCUUGUCCAAGGUGAUUUCCCAUAAACCACAUGCCCCCACAAGUCCUCUUAAAAGGCUGUGCCGAGGAGCUGGCCAGUGGAGACCGGCUGGUGGAAAGUGAAAGUUGCCUGGGUGCUCUCGGCGCCGCCGCCCGCUUUCCGCACCCCCGGGACUGCAGCGCGGCCCUCGGCCGGGGCGCGGGCUCUGCGGCGGCCAGCGAGCGAGCGAGCGAGGGCGGCCGACGCGCCCGGCCGGGACCCAGCUGCCCGUAUGACCGCGCGGGGCGCCGCCGGGCGCUGCCCUUCCACGACAUGGCUGAGCCGCCUGCUGCUGCUGGUCUGUCUCCUGGUGAGCAGGAGUAUUACCGAGGAGGUGUCAGAGCACUGUAGCCACAUGAUUGGGAACGGACACCUGCAGUUCCUGCAGCAGCUGAUUGACAGUCAGAUGGAGACUUCGUGCCAAAUUGCCUUUGAGUUUGUAGACCAGGAGCGGUUGAAAGAUCCCGUGUGCUACCUUAAGAAGGCCUUUCUCCUAGUGCAAGACAUAAUGGAGGACACCAUGCGCUUCAAAGACAAUACUCCCAAUGCCAAUGUCAUCGUGACCCUCCAGGAGCUCUCUCUGAGGCUAAGGAGCUGCUUCACCAAGGACUAUGAAGAGCAGGACAAGGCCUGUGUACGAACUUUCCAUGAGACACCCCUCCAGUUGCUGGAAAAGAUCAAGAAUGUCUUUAAUGAAACAAAGAAUCUCCUUAAAAAGGACUGGAACAUUUUCAGCAAGAACUGCAACAAGAGCUUUGAGAAAUGCUCCAGCCAAGAUGUGGUGACCAAGCCUGAUUGCAACUGCCUGUACCCCAAAGCCACCCCUACCAGUGACCUGGCCUCUGUCUCCCCUCAGCAGCCCCUUGCCCCCUCCACGGCCCCCAUGGCUCGCUUGACCCGGGCUGACUCUGAGGGGACAGAGGGCGGCUCCCUCUUGCCCAGUGAGCUGCCCCUCCGCACGGUGGACCUGGACCCGGGCACUGCCAAGCAGCGACCACCCAGGAGCACCUGCCAGAACUUUGACUCUCCAGAGCCCCCAGGUGUAGAGGCCAGUCCUAUCGGAGACUCACCUCAGCCCCAGUCCUCUGCCGGGGCCCCCACCCCUGGGAUGGAGCACAUUCUUGACUUUGUGUUGGGCACUAAUUGGACCCUAGAAGAGGCCUCCGGAGAGGCUAGUGAGGGUCCCGUACCCCAAGGGGCAGAGCUUUCCUCCUCCAGGCCGGGAGGAGGCAGCAUCCAGGCCAAGAUGACCGCCAGGCCCAGUGACCUCUUGUCAGCAUCUUUUCCAUUGUCCUACUCAGCCAGGAGCCAGCAGCCAGAGGACAUGACUAACAUACCCCUGCCCACGGUGGGCCCUGCGAGACCCACUGGCCAGGCCCAGAGUCAUACACCUGAGAAGACAGACCGUCCAUCUGCCAAGCCCAGAGACCACCAGGAGCCAGGCUCUGCCAGGACCCUGUCGCGGCCCCCACGAAGCCUCAGCAGUCUCAGGACCCCGUCGCGGCCUCCACGAAGCCCCGGUAGUCCCUCGGCCCUCUCUGCACAGCCAAGUCUUCCUGGAAGCCACUCCUGGGGCCAUGUGCUGCCCCUCAGGGAGUUGGAGGGCAGAAGGAGCACCAGGGAUCGGAGGAGCCCCACAGAGCUGGAAGGACAAGCAAGUGAGGGGCACAGGCCCUCAGCCCGCUUUAAUUCCAUUCCUUUGACUGACACAGGCCAUGAGAGGCAGCAGGAGGGACCGUCAGACCCUCAGCUCCCCGGGUUUGUCUUCCGCCUGCUGGUGCCCAGCAUCAUCCUGGUCCUGCUGGCCGUCGGCGGCCUCCUGUUCUACAGGCAGAGAAGGCGGAGCCAUCGAGAGCCUCAGACAGUGGAUUCUCCCAUGGAGCGACCAGAGGGCAGCCCCCUGACCCAGGAUGAGGACAGACAGGUGGAGCUCCCAGUAUAGAGGGGUUUCUAAGCUGGGCGCACAGGACAGUCUCUCCAUGGGACGAGACAUCAUGGGGGCGUCCACCACCACCCCUCCCCAGCCAUUCUCCUCACAAUGUGGCCUGCCCACCACGAGAGCUCCUGACCAGAGCAGCGAGGCUGGAGUCCCUCUGCCCUCGACCCUCAGACUCUGGACUGACCAGGAGAGGGCUGGAGGUUGCCCUCCACGCUGCUGAUAUUUAUCGUGGGCCCUCGCGGCUCCCAUCCACUGGAGGAAGGCUGGGAAGCUCGGCUGAGGACCCUCUGCGCCUCAGGGGCUGUGUUCUCCUCCUACUCCCCUCCAAGCCACACCUGGGCCAGGGACCCAGAUGCCUGUAGGACGUGGGAGAGCAGGGUGGGCACCGAGGAAUGAAAGAGCCCUUUGCCCAGAGGACCGCCUGGUGCCUAGGGAUGAUGCCAGCACCGACAAGCAGGGACUUGUCUCCAGCGAGAGAAGCAUGAGAUUGGCAGGGCGGGACAGCGUCAGCUGGAUUUCCCGUAAAGGUGUGCGGCCCAAAAGACGGGAAGAGAAGGCCUCUGGGCCUGUUGGUCUGCACUGACAGCCUGGAGCGUGUCUGCACCCUCCACUUGCCCAAGUGCCCUCUGCUGGUUGCCAGGCAGAGAGGAGAGGUCAGCCCUGCCCUCGGGACCUGUCUGGCUUGGUUCCAAUGCCAAGGGGAAGACCAGGCUCUGGGAUCUGCCCCACUUUCCCUCCAGCCCUGCCAGAGCUUCUCCGGGAGGCUGCGCAGAGGCUCCCCUCACGAAGGAAGCCAUUGCACUGUGAAUACUGAACCUGCCUGCUGAACAGCCUGCCCCGUCCAUCCCUGUGAGCGAACAUCUGUCCGGCCUCCUGCCCCUCCAGCCUCUCGCCAGCUUCCUGCACUGAGUGCCCGAGCCGGCCUUGCCUGUCGACUGAGGGAGCCCCUAAGCCCUGACCUUCUGCUGACCCAGGCUUCGACUCCCCAGGGUGGAUGGGGUGGGAGAACUGCCUGGGCUGCCAGCCAGAGCUGGUCUUUAGGCUGCGUUGUUCGCCCAGGUUUCUGCAUCUUGCACUUUGACAU